AUUACUUUUGCGUCUGUUCACUGGUUGAACCAUUGUAACUUUAGUUCAUGGUCGAUUUUGAAAAAGAUUUCUUCCACUUAAUAAUUCUCUAAAUUUAUGGAUUUUGAAAGUUUAUCCUUCAUGAUAAGAUGAUUUUUAUUUGUGUGAAUAUUCUGCAUUAGUCAGUUCACUUGGAAGACAGUCUUCACCACGUAAUUCCAUCGCAUGUAAAAUCCGUGAAAAUUAAAUAGUAUAAAACCAACCACUUAUUUCUAGUCUACGACUCAGUAGUACGUAGCUACAAUUUUAGGACUUUGCAUUAAGCGAUUCAUCUUUAUAUCAUACAAUUUUUUCUACUGAUAAAUUUGAGUUAAGCAAAAAUAACGAACACAGAAGAAUAACAUGAAUGCAGCUUAUUUUGUGUUUCUUAUUCAGCGGCUUAUAAUCUAGAAUUAUUGAUAUAAAUUAUUUGCAAAGCAGAAUACUGUACAUAGUUUAUAUUAUAAUAGUAUCAGAAAUGUCUCUAUCGAUGAGAAUCAAGAAGACUGCGAUAAACAAUAAAACAAUUAGAAGAUUUGUUAGAGUAGUUAAAUCUUAAAGAAUGCUAUUAAUUCUAAGCUGUGAGUGGUUAACGUGAAGCCAUAGAAUAAACUGAAUUCAUGUUAUUCUGAUAUGUUUGUUGUUCUUGAUAUAUUACAAUAAUCACCCGAUUCAGUGUAUGAGUAACUGUUCCAUAACUAUCGUAAUUAUUCUCUACUAGUCAUAACUUUCCACUAAAAUUUUGUCUGGUUAAGUGGUUUAUGAAACUUAUUUCUAUUUGAAAAUAUCACUGUUUUCAAUAAUUCUUGGUUGACAAGCAGUUUACAACAAAAACCAACUUCACAAAUUGUUCUUUUGGGAAGGGGGAAAUUUUGAAAAAUUCACAGUUUAUAUUAUCUCACUAACAUUGAAUAAAGAAUAACCAAGAAGCUAGUAAGUAUUAGAUAAGUCCCAACUUAAUACUCAUAAUUUCUGCAUAUUACCUCUUUUAUUUACCAAUUACGAUUUCAAGUGUCAUUUUAUAACCACAUUAUAGGUGUGUGUUGUUCUUUCAAACUCUGUUAAUUCAUCAUGUUUGGUGCUACAAAACCAAUUGAAAUGAACUAUUCAAUUUAAUUGUACGCUUCUCUAGUUACUUUGUUUUUUUUUUUUUGGAAGAAUGGUCAAAUUACUAUCUUUAAUAGUUUUCUUGUUAGUUGAUAUUUAAUAUUUUUUUAUCGUCACAUGAAUUAGGAGAUUGAUCUAUUUUCAUAGAUUAAUAAUGUAACUCUAAGUCAGUUGAUAGAAAAGUUGUAUGUAACACUACUUGUACACAUUUAACUUGAUGUAUGUACUAUCUUAUGCAUUUUAAAAAGAAGUUUCAGAAAAGAACUUCCCAUUAGUAAAAUGAAUAACAACAGUGAUAAAAAAAAAUGUAGAAAAGUUAGUGUAGAUCUACAUCUCAGUAGUCCUGAACAAUCAUUAGCUUUUUUUCAAAUUUAAUUGAAACUUACUUUCUAAUGGCUUGGAACUUUUACACUAAGUAAAUUCUCUAUGGUUUUAAGUAAUUCUUUUUAUGUUCCAUACAAAUGAGAGAUAUGUUGGGAAAACCAUCGAACGAGUAUUUUUAAAGUUAUGAGUAGGGUUAUAAACAAAAAUUGAUUAGUUUGGGAGCUGAACCUUUUAGGAUAUAUAUAUCAGUCAACUGUCAAAAAAUAACACUCGUCGCCAAUCGAUGUCAUCUAGUGAAAUAUUGUGGACCCAGCUUACGGUUGUUCAUCAGUACACUACCACUACUCCUAAAUAGGAAUGACCCAAAGAUAUUCAGGGCAUGCAGCAAGUUAUUACAAUAAGAUAAGGUACUUUUCAAUAUUCUUAUUUUCUCACUAGGUGUUGUUGCAGGUUAUUUACAUUAUCGUAAAUGAACUAUUCAAAUCUCUGCAUAUUUCUCAUCCUCUCAUAUUUCAGACUUUAUAGUUUACCAGCGUUUUCGUAAUAUUAAGGCAAUUGACUUGUAUAGAGCUGAGACCCUUGUUUAAAAAUAUAUUAAGCGUUUCUUCAAGUGAUUUAUAUAAGUCUAAGUGAAUGAUAAGGGAGAAAAUACUUGUACAUCCAGCUGAAGAGUUCCAAAUAGGACGAAACGCGCGUCCUGGAUUCCACUGCUAGCCACUAUCCAUCAUUGCUUACAAAAAGAAAUUGCUUGUUUUUUAAAAAAAAGUCCUCAUCAGUUUUUUACGUUAACAAAAUCCACUUUUAAAAAGCUAGUCAAUUAUCAAGUAUAAAUAAUAUCUCAUAAUGAAUUUUACUGUUUUUAACCACAAACACUUUGAACACUUCAAACUAGUUAUGAUCACUUUCUAUGAGUUUUCGAAGAUUGUGGAAAAAAUCAAGCUUUUGUUAUUUAGUUAUCUUUUUUUGUAUCUUCUCUCUAGACUGUUAUUUUUGAUGUAUUAAUCACCAACUCAAAUGUUCAAGAAGUUGCCUCUUAAUUGAAAUGAGUGUAUUUGAACGUCUUCAACAAAGAUUGGCCAAAUGUUCCACAUCUGCUCGCGGUCAAGAAACUGCACAGAUUUAUCAUAAAAAUAAGUCAACUUCAGAACAAGCUAUUUUUUUGGAUGGUGUAGUUACAACUGAUGAUCGUUCAACAACAAAUACUCUUCCAUUAUGCCAUAAUCAUUCACAAACUUGGAGUGUUGAAUCUCAGAUGGCUUCCAAGAUAGCUAACAGCUAUUCAAACCCAUCUCUGCACACAGUUGGAACAGUUAAUUCCAAAGGUAAUGCAACUCCGGAUACAGAAAUUGAUGUGUCUAAAUCAAAUUUUAGUCAUAGUCAAGAUCAUUUAAAUACACCUAGUAAUAGUUCAUAUCAACGUCAACCACAACAACCUAGAAGAAAACGAGCAAAAACUCCAGUUAGUUCUUUCUAUCGUGUUAGCAGUGAUGAUGAUUGUGAUACAUGCGAUGAAGACGAAGAAGAUGAUGUUGAUAAUAACAAUAAUAACGAAGAGUACCUGGAUCAGUGCGAUGAUUUAAUUAUCAAACAAUCUGCUGCAUUUGAACGUAGGUCACAGCGUCUACGUCGUAGUAUUGACCGAGCUAAAGCAGCUUUACCUGCUGAUUUUGCUGAUCGUAUUGAGAUCUCAGAUUCACUUGGUGAUUUACCUAAUCAAGAAUCGUCUAGUGGGGCACAACUUCAAAAACAUCAUCGGAGUGUUAGCAAUCUCGGUGUAGAUUUAACUGAUCAAUUAAGCAAUCGUGAUUCAGAUUCUGAAGGAAAUGUAAAUAAUAGUAAUAAUGUAAAUGGACACUAUGAGUCUCAGGAAACCUCAAACUCAAAUGAAAAUCGUAAGGAAUCAAUUAUAAAGGAAGACAAAUAUCCAGAAGUUAGUGAUGCAUUCAAAAUGAAAUCAGCUGAUUUGGUAAUACCAAACGAAGGGGAAAAUGCCAAUACAACAAUAACUACUACUAAUACUACUAUUACUGCACCUAAUGACCAUUUUGAAAAGUCUGAAGCAUUAACCGAUCCUAGCUUACAAACUGGAAUUUACUGGCAUCCAGGUCCACCUCAGCCGUUGUCUGAGUUGAUGUACGAGUUUCGUUCAGGCAGUCCAGGAACAACUUAUUUGAUCAAAGCUAUUUGCAAACGUUCAGGAUGUCAUUGCGCCUUAAGAAAUUAUGACAGUCUCAUGUUAUAUCCAGUACCGGAUUCAACACUGGCAUCUGCAACUUGGGAAUUAUGGACAGCUAAAGACAAGAAUCCACGUUUUCCUAGCUCUUCUUGUGAAGUUCAAUCAAAAUUAAUUCUUUUUCGACAAUGUCGAGGAUGGUAUGAAGUUUUGAAUGAGAAUCACCAACCAACUCCUCAUAUAACAACACUUGAACAAGUAAGGCGCACCAGAGCUUCAACUUUCAUUGUUCGACAAGAUAUGCGUUGUUUAGUAGCACCUCCAAAUUUGGUCAUACCUUCUUCAGAUGAAAGAAGAGAAUUAAAUGAUGAUACUUCACCAUGUUCAAUACCAUCAAGUCUGGUUACAUUGGCAUGUUCACCAGAAACAUUGGCUAAUUCAAAACCGGAUUUUGUUCGUGCUGGAACACUUCUACGUUUUAUCGCUUAUCUACCUCAAUGUUCAGUUAAACGUGGAAAAAAAACCAAGGAUUUGGGCCUUGUACUAGCAAUUGAACGAUCCAGCUGUUCGAAACAAUCAUCCAUUCAUUCCGAGCUACUCCCGGUUAGACCUCUUUCACGUACUAUUUACCUUGGCAUAGAAGAUUCUACACCUGCAGUGUUUCCUCCUAAACUCUCCUUAAGCGUUAUUGCUGGACCAGAAAAUAUUUCUGGAGUUCACUUGUUAUCUGGUCUACUUCGUAAAUUCCGCUUACCCUUGUCAGUUAGACCCAUACCUUUACCAGACUCUUAUAACUAUACAACCAACACUUCAUCUAUGAGACGUCCAUCACUUAUGAACAGUAAUCCCAAAGUAACUUGUGGUCUAGUUGCUGUUCAACCACUUUCAUUCACUGAAAAACAUUUUUUAAGAUUACACUCUUUAUAUAAAGGUGAUAUUUUAAUUAUUGCUCCAGUGUCUUCACCAGAACGUUUAUUUUUGAUUACACCAUCAAUGUUACGUGAUCAUUCAUUUCAAACUGGUUAUACGCAUGAUCCAACUUAUGCUCUUUCCAUGGAAAAUCAUCGUAUACAAGCAUGCAAUUUUCUAGCUAUUGCUCAUGCUCAAGAAACACUCAAUUAUUUAGUUCGACAUAUGCAAGAUAUAACACGCGAGCCUCGUGAUUCUUAUACAUCCCGUCAACAAGCGAAACAACGAAGUGAUUUGAUGCCAACUCCAGAAUCUUAUAUGACACAAGAAGAAAUUUACAAAACAUACGAUGAAAUUGAUGAUAUCUACUUUUAUAUUCGCCAUGGUUAUUAUCCAUCAAAAAUACGUAAACCAGAUGAUCUAAACAAUAAAACAGAAUCUACAUCUAAUACUAAACUAAAAGUUCAUAAAUAUUCCACUAAUUCAUCACAUACAUCAGAUGAUAUGCUUGGAAAGAUGAAUUGUCACAAAGAUGGUGGAUUAUCCCGUUCGAAUAUGACAACAGCUGAAGACUUACUUGCUGCUUCACUGCAUACACCUUCACAUCAUGACUCUACUAUACCACCGCAACAACCUACUGGUCUAACUAGACCAUCAAACAAUAAUAAAAUUGUUAAUUCAAAUCAACAUAGUAUCAAUAACAUGAUUAAUGCUACGUUGGCCACUUUAGCCAGUUCAACAUAUCGUGUACAGCCAAAAGAAUAUGGAAUAUAACAAAGUAUUAUUUAAUAGUUGGGAGACAGUAAAGAACUUGAAAUUUUCUCUGUUCUUUUUAAUAGAAAUAAUUUUUCUUGUAACAUUUUUUCUGACUUUAUUCUGUGGAAUCAUUUAUGCAUUCGUUCGCUGAAAUGUGUAAGCAAACAAAUAAUCGCAUUAUCUUAUCUAAUCAAUGUCUCUUCAUAUUUGAAAUUUAUAACUGUUACUAUAAUAUCUAUAAAAAGUCCUAAGGACUAACAUAAACAUUCCAACCAUCUGUUCAUCCAACCAACUAUCUUUCCUUCUUUUCUUUGCUUCAUGAUGUAAACGGUAUUUAUAUUCUUUUUUACAAAAAUUAAUUUUUGGCUGUUGUAUUUUGAAACUUUUAUUUAAAAGUUGCCUUUUUUUCUUGCAUAAACUAUUCCUAUCACUGCUGUAUGAACACUUUUUCCAGACGUUAUGAAUCUAAUCUAUCCAAAUUCUCUUUCAAAAAUAUGGGAGAGAAAUCCGUUUUACCUAAAUCAAUGUUUUUAAUUAUUUUUCAUUAGCCUUGAGGAAUUUACUCGACUGUUGAAUUCUAUAUGACACUAGUUUUAUCAUAUUAUGUAUGGUUGCAGUUGUUUUCAAAAUAAACAGACAAAAAAAUCCACUAGUAUUCAACGUUCUUGACUAAUUUAUUUCAAUGAUAAAAAUUCUUAUUUGUGUUUUAAUGAUCUGAAUUGGAACAAUUCAUAUCUGUAAUUAAUAAAUAAACUUAGUUUAUCUAUUGUCAUGAUUGUUCAAUGAGGAAAGGAUUCUAUGUAUCAUCAUAAAAUUCCCUUUAAAUUUUGUAUAUAAAAUAGUAAAGCAUGUUUUUUUUAAAAUAUAAAUUUAACUUAUCUGUCCAUAUAUUUUAUGUAUUAUCUUCAGUGAAUGACAAUUGUGUGUUUAAGUCACUUGUCUGAAUUAUCAUUUUUUCUUCCUACUACCUUUUAUCCUGUCAUAUUUGCUUUGCUUUUUUGAAACUUUACUACUUUUUUUAAAUUAGAAUGUUUAUUUUACUACUUCCUCUUUGUCUAAUCUUCAUUUCAUCUUACAACAUUGUUUUGUGGUGAUUUUGAUAAUUUAAGCGUUUGUUUGUUUUCUCUCUUUUUUUAUGUAUUUGACUUUGUGUUCAAUAUUUUCAGUGUAGAAAAUACACGUGAUUAGAUUCAAAGUAACUAUGGUUAAUCAAUCAAUGAUUAUUGUUCACUCCAUCAUCUUCGUUUAUUCCUAACUUUCACUACUCUUUCUUUCGUUAUUCACUAUGUAUUUUCUUUUCUUCCUAAUAAUAUAUAUCGUAGGGAGUGCGUUCUCUAUACGUGUGACUGCUGAUUGACAAGUGUAUUUCUGAGUGACGAUAGUUUCUUUCUUUCUUUUUACUUUUUACUUUUCUGCAUAAGAUAGGCAAUUUUAUCUUAAUAUUUGUGUAAUGAAUCUCUUCGGUUAUCGUUGUUUAUUUUGCUUGUAUUCACAUUGUUUUUCGAAUUACAUUAUUUGUCUUUUUCGUU
This is a messenger RNA of Schistosoma spindalis, 6816 nucleotides long. Lineage: Eukaryota; Metazoa; Platyhelminthes; Trematoda; Strigeidida; Schistosomatidae. The record is from the annotation of a GenBank genome assembly.